This is a messenger RNA of Exaiptasia diaphana, 7083 nucleotides long. RefSeq names its product nucleoprotein TPR. Gene Ontology annotation, cellular component: nuclear pore. Gene Ontology annotation, molecular function: structural constituent of nuclear pore. Gene Ontology annotation, biological process: mRNA export from nucleus; protein import into nucleus. The record is from RefSeq and is a predicted model, not a curated record. The coding region runs from base 1 to 7083 and encodes 2360 amino acids. NCBI's taxonomy places the organism in Eukaryota, Metazoa, Cnidaria, Anthozoa, Actiniaria, Aiptasiidae. The transcript is spliced from 54 exons.
AUGGCGUCCUCCAUCGAAGUAGAAGAGCAAGAUGAUUGCAGUGUUAUAUCUUUAAAUUUAGGAAUUCCAAAAGAAAAUCUUAUGCAGAUUGCCGAAACAAGUGAAGAUGCAAGUAUAUUUGUCAAGAAAGUGAAAGAAUCUCUUCAACAACACACUGAGAAGGAGACAAAAUGGCUCACUGAGAUGACAGCUCUUCGCCGUGCACGAGUCAAUGCUGAGCAACAGUUUGCGCAGAUCGAAAAGCAGCUGAUUACUUGCAGCAACAAACUUGAUGUGGAAGCGAAAAAAUGUGAGAAUCUAACAACAGAUUUGCAGCAUUCAGAAAUAUCACUGUCUGAAACAAAGAAAAAGAUGCUUGAUUUAGAGUCCAUAAAAGAUGAUGCACUGGCUAAUUAUACAAAGGUAGCUAAAGCAAAUGAACUUCUUGAGAAUGAAAAACUUGAACUUCUUGCUGUAUUGGACAGAAAGACACAGGAAAUUCAAGGAUUGAAUGAUGAAUGGAAAAACAUGUCAGAAAAACUUUCUCAUGCAAAUGCUGCAAAAUUUAAAGCAGAGGCCAGACUUGAUGAGAUUGAAAGCCAAGAAACAUCAUUCUCAUUCAGAGAAAAUCGCUUAAAACAAGAAGCAGAUCUUUUGAAAGAACAAAAUAAUUGGUUAAAUGAAGAAUUAAAGAAGAAAACUGAAGAACUGUCGGAUCUGAAAAAGAACAAGGCAUCUCAAAUUCUUGAGCUGCAAAGUAAUUUGGAGGAAAAAACUAGUGAGGUUGAUCAUCUGAAAGCCUUGUCAGAAGAGUCAAAGAAAAAGCAAAGAGAACUGGAGUCAAACAUUGAGUCAUACAUGAACAAACUAAAAGAGGCUCGAUUCCAGCUUGUCAAAUCUGAGGAAAACUAUAAAUUGGAGCUGGCCUCACAGUCGAAAUUAUGUGAGCUUUAUAAGCAUGAAUCGGAGGUGAGUCAAAGCAAAGCAAAAGAAAUGCUUACUGCAAUGACAGAGCUACAGCAGUUGCUAAAAGCAUCAGAAGAAGCAAAUUUAGACUUGAAAAGCAAGAUCCAGGAGAAUGAGGAAUUCAACUCUAAAACAGUUACAGAAAUGGAAACCAAAAUUUCUAAGUUAGAAAAUGAACUCAAGAAUUCUAAUGAACUACUUGAAGCUGCAAGAAAAAGAGGUCUUGCUCCAAUGACAUCAGAAUCAUUGGCCGAAAUGUCUCCAGUUGCUGCAGCAACAAGCUCAUUAUUAAAAUCAGGAAUGACUUUAACAGAGAUCUAUUCACAGUAUGUACAAGCAUCUGAUGAACUGCAACAGGAAAAGGAUGAAAAUUCUAGGCUUAAAAGCUACAUGGAGCAAAUAUUAAAGGAACUUGAAGAAAAAGCACCUAUUCUUCAGCAACAAAAGAAGGACUAUGAACAAGUGUUACAAAAUAAUGACAAAUUAACAAAGAAACUAGAAAGUGCAAUUUUGGAGCAUGACCAUGCUGUUGUACAAGCAGAGCAGUUCAGUAAGGAGUGUGCGCACUUAAGAAGGGAAAAUACACGACUGGAGUCAUUAUCAGCUGAUUUAAGUCAACAGGUACAAGUACUUCUAAAAGAGUGUGAAGAGACAAGAGCAGGAAGACAAAACACAACGCAUUUAGUGCACUCAGAAGAAGUGACCAGUUCAUCUCAGGUGAUUUCAGACCAUCUUGUCUCCUUUAGAAGUAUUGAAGAACUACAGCAACAAAACCAGAGACUCUUGGCAGUUAUCAGAGAAAUAACCCAAGAUAAAGAAAGUCAGGAAUCUGAAAAGACUGAUGACAAACUUCAAGAACUUAAAAACCAAUUGGAUGUUGCUUUAAAAGAAGUUGAAAAUGUGAAGCUUGAAAGGUCAAGACAGAUGGAAAUGGUGGAAUUAAUGGUACGACAAAGAGAUAGCUACCAUGUAUUGCUUGCAAAUAAAGGACAGUCUCCAAUAUCAAUAUCAGCACAAGAGACGUCACUACUAACUCAGUCGCCCAGUGUAUCAGACAAGUCUUUAGUUGCUUUAGAACAGACAAGGGAUACUCUGAGAGAUCUGCAGAAACACUUUGAAGAUUACAAAGAUGAAAGACGUUUAGCUGAAGACAAACUUAAUGAAAGGUUAGAGUCAAUGAGUAUGGAGAACGCCAGGCUUCAUGGUGAAAACUCUAAGCUCAGAUCUCAGGUUGAGUUUUCAGAGGAACGGUACAAAAUGCUUCAAUCUAAUUUUGAUGGCUGUAAAAAGGAAGCAACAUCAGCCAAUGACAAGGCACAACACCUUCAUGUAACCAAUGUGAAACUACAGGCUUUUGCAGAUUCUGUGACACAGGAGCUAGCUGCCAUCAAAGAUAGACUAUGUAAAGCUGAGGUCACCUGUGAAAACCUCAAUGCUGAGAAAACAAUGCUGAGAGAUUCAGAGGUUCGUCUUCUGCAGGAGAACAAAUCUUUACUAGAGCAGCAGAAAGGAACAAACACUUUAGUCACCAAUCUACAAAAAAUGCAGAACCAGCUUGAGAGAAAUGAGUUUGAAACAAGGACUAGGUUAGUUUCUCAGAUAGAAGGAAUUCAGAAAGAACUGACUUUAGCCAAGCGAAAGCUCGAGAGUGAAGACUCACACAGCAAAAAUCUUGUAAGAAAACUAGAGAACCAAGUUCAAGAGCUCAGAACACAAAUUGAUACAGAAACCAAGAAUCACCGAAUAACUAAAGAUGAUCUUGUGGCUAAUACUAGACAGAUGGAAGUCAUGGAAAACAAGUACAAAGAGGCAAAAGCUCAAUGGGAAGCUGCUGAAAGAAGACUUAAUGAAUUCCUGACAAGGGAGCAAGGAAUAACUGGAGAUGAUGCAGAGAAAGUUAAUAAAGAAAUAGUUUCAAAAUAUGAAGUGAUGCUACAAGAAUCAAACCAGAAACUAAAGGAAGCAGAAGUCAAAAUCAAUGGACUUGAAGAGCAACUCAAGAAGUCAAAAAUGCAAGAAGAUCAGUUCAAGUCUAUGUCUUUAGCCCAUGAAGAAGCUCUCAAAAGCCUUAAUGCAGCAAGUGAUGAACUUCAGACCAACAUGCACACACAGCUCAAAGAAGCAGAAGAGAAGUGUAGUUAUUACCAAGGACAGAUACAAGGACUAGAAAGUAAAAGCAAUGCUUUAAUAUUAGAGAAAAGUCACAUAGAAAAAGAAAGCAACCGCCAAGUAGCAGAGCUUCAAAAUAUUCUUAGUACUAUUAGAAGUGAACUAGAAGAGGCAAGAAUGAAGGCAAGGUCAGCUAGUGCUGGGGAGCAAAUGGCCAGAGAAGAACUUAAUGAGCAAGUGUUAUUGGCUAAUGAGUGCAGAGAAAAGUAUGAGACAGAAAUGGAAGUCCAUGCUAAAGACUUAAAAGAGCUGACCACAGCAAAACAAAAACUUCAGGAAAUAGAAAUGAAAUAUACUGAAAUAAUCAACAAAGCAAAUUCAGAUGAAGCAAGGCUGAAAACAUACAAUGAAUCACUGGAACAACAACAGAAACACCAUGCAUUAGAAUUAGAAAAACUCCAAGCAAGAUGUGCUGAUUUAGUCAAUCAAAAUUCUAACCUCCACAAAGAACUGGACAAGGCUGUGUCCCAACUGUCAUCUGCUGAGCAAGUUUCUGGCACUGUACCAGGAACAUCAGGUGAAGGUACAAGUGAGGAAACCAAUAGCAUGGUAGAACUAUGGGAAAUUAUAAGAUUUGUAAGGAAAGAAAAAGAAGUAUCAGAUACAAAAGCAGAAAUGGCAACAACAGAAAGCCUUCGCUAUCAACAGAGGUGUGAAUUCUUAGAGAAGAAACUCCAAGCAUCUCAGGCAAAUCUAAAAGAUGAAAAGACACAAGAACAAAUAGAUGCAGAAACUGCUGCAAAACACGCUGAGGUGAUGGAAAAAGUAGAAAAGCUGAAUGAACUUACUCAAGCUAACAAAGUGUUGAAUGAUGAGAUAAAAUCUUUGGAGCAAAGAAAUAAAGCAUUGGAUUCAAAGGUGAAGAAAGCUGAAAGCGAAAUUCAGAGCCUCAAAGACACCAACCGAUCUGUUACAGCGAUUAAGGAUUCUUUGUUGGGUGAAAAGUCUGCUCUUAAGAAUGAGAUAAUGAGAUGGACAACCAAAACAAAUAAUCUUUUAGAGCAAUAUAAAAACAUUAAUCCAGACGAACACAAGCGAAUGUUAGAUGAGAAGAAACUGUUCCAACAGCAAAUUGCAUCUUUGAAAGCUGAAAAUCAAAGAGCCAAAGUCCAGCUUGAGACAGUCAAGAAUAACCUAGCCUCCUCUAGUGAAGAAAUUUCUGCACUUCAGAAAAAGCAAUCUACACUGACUGAAGAAAAUGAAGCUCUCAAGACUGAGUCAUCCAAGCACCAAACUGAAAUACAAGCAUUAAAGAAAACCUUGUCAGAAAAGACUCAUGAAAUAAAGGAAAAGAUUACCACGUUAAAUAAGGUCAAGCGUAUAGCACGCCAGUACAAGUCACAACAUGAUGAACUGAAAAAGAAACAUGACGAAGUACUACAAAAAGCAGAACCAGCAGAAUCGCAAGCAACAACGACAACAGCAGCAGAAGCAACAGCAAAACAAGAGACUAGUCCUGAAGGAAGUAGUGAAGCUGUUGAUGUCAGUGAAUAUGAGAACCAAAUCAAGGAACUCAAACAACAAGUAGAAACUCUUGAAGAACAGGUGAAAUCAUUGAAGGCUGCCGAGGAACAACUCAAAGUUCAAUUCAAGGAAAAAGAGGAAAAGAACAAAAAAAUCAUUUCAAAUUCUACAAAGGAAAAACAAGAUGCUGAGAAAGAAGAACUCAAGAAAGUGAUUAAAACAACCAGUGAAGCACUUGAGAAAGUCACUCAAGACAAGAAAGAAUUUGAAAUUAAAUUAAAAGCUCUACAAUCACAAUAUGAUGGACGUCUUGCUAAACAUGAAAAAGAAUUGAAGGAAAGCAAAGCAAGUAAAGAAAAUGAUGCUGAGGAAAACCAAAAGAAAUUGGAAGAGAAAAAUAAUGAAAUUGAACAACUUCAACAGCAAGUCCAACAGCUACAAAAACAAAUCCAGCAAUUACAACAGACCAAGACUAUUGCAGCAGUCACAAGCACUGGUGCAGAAGGCAUUCAACCAUCAGAAUCAGUGUCGUGUUCUCCUGCUACGGUGUCUGUUGUUCCACCCACUGCUACAAUUAAACCAACAUCAUCUACAGCCGUCAAACCAGCAGCAACCAAGACUGCAAGCAUCCGUCCAAUGACACAAAGCACCCCAACUCCAACAGCAACAGUUUUACCCACGGUAACAUCAAGUGCUCAGGAGACGGCGGUAGUCCCUCCUCGUGGCCAGGCCACAGUGGUGUCAACUUCAUCUAUGAGUGCAACAGUUAGGCCAAUCAACAGUGGACAGUUAUCUGAAACACCAGAUGAUGUGACAUCUACAAGAUCAGCCCUUGAGACACCUGACACAAGGUCAUCAGCAGAUACCACACAGCCUUCUACAUCAACCAAACGACAGAGAGAAGAAGAACAUGACAGACCAAACCAAGGUCAGGGAGCAGAACCAGUUGUGAAGAAAAUCAGAACAUCUGAGAUAACUGAAGCAGCACAGGAAGCCCAUGAAGACACUGAGGAAGAAAGAUGGGAAGUACCAGAGCUAGAAAAUGAACCCUCUGGUAGAGAUACCCCAGAGAUAGUUCUCAUAGAGAGUGGAGAUGAAGAAGAGGAAGAAGGUGAAGCGGACAGAGGUGUAGAUGAAGAAAUGGAUGACGAGGAGGAAGAAGAAGAGGAAGAAGAAGAAGAGGAGGAAUACGAUGAUGAAGGCAAAGUCGCUAUAGAUGUUGUUGAGGUCAUUGAUGAUGACGAGGAGGAGGAAGAGGAGGUUGAUGAUGUUGAAGAGGAUGUUGAUGCUGAUGAUAAUCAAGGUGAUGGAUAUGAGGAGGAACAGGAUUAUAAUGAAGACGAUGUUGAAGAAGAUGAAGGGGAAGAGCAAGAAGAUCAACCCAAAGAUGUUAUUUCUCAAGGUGAUGUAAGCACAGAUAUCAUAGAAGGAGAUGAAGAAGAAGCCAUCAGAGGUGAAGAAGAGAUGUCCACACCAGAGGCUGACCAGCAAGGUGACCAGGAAAUCAUCCAAGAAGAAACAGAAGCAUCCCAGUCAGGUAGUUCUAAUGAUGACAGCACAAGCAUGUCUCAGACACCAUCUGUACGUCAGUUGACACCUGUUGUUGUGACAACAACAAGUCAGUUUGUUCAGCAACAGCAACAUGAGGAACCAGGACCUGUGGGCAGAUCAGCGUCUAUUGACAGACCUCCAAGGUCACACCUUGCACCAUUCUCAUUUCCUCCUGGUCAGUCAAGCCAAGUUCCAUUUGAUGAUGCUGAUGACUGUACCGUCCCUAGUACUCCAACCCUGUUUGUACCUAAACGAACAGACGGCUUUGCAGAGGCAAUAAGCUCUCCACACAUCCAUCGCCCUUUCAACUUUGCUCCACCCACUGAAGGGUCAUCAGGAAUGCAGAUACUUGGCUUAGAGUCGAGUAUAACAGAGGGAGGAAUGCGUGUUGAUGAUACUCAUGUCAACUUGAUGGAUGAAACAGAGGACAGCAGUGAUGCAGCAACAGGUAUUCAAGACAGAGGCAAUAAGCAAAGUACUGGUAACCAGUCUGUUCCUGAACAACCACAAAAUACACCCACAGAAUCUACAUCACGACAACAAUCCAUAGAGAGCCUAGAAUCUGAGGAUGAUUUCUCAUCUGCUAUCAUUGGAGAUGUUCCAGCAAUAACAAUAACACCAGCAUCAGCAGCCUUAACAAUAACACAAACACCAGGGACUGCUGCAGCUAUAACAUCAGCAGCGACAGCUGAAGAAACUGCAGAACAGAAUGUACCUGAAACACACGAGACAACUGGUGGCGAUGAUGCUGUGAUAGUAGGUGGAGAUGAUGAUAGUGAGGAUGUAUGUGACAUAACAACAACCACUGAUAGAGACAGUGGUGAAGUAGAGAGAAGUACACCAGCAACCUCGGGCAGCUCAUCCCAAACUGCUUCAACUACAGGUCGAGGGAACCCAAGAGGGCGUGGCAGAGGUGGUAAUGGAAGGGGAGGUGGUGCAUCAUCGUCAACAUAA